Molecule: messenger RNA, 4459 nt
Organism: Carya illinoinensis
Lineage: Eukaryota; Viridiplantae; Streptophyta; Magnoliopsida; Fagales; Juglandaceae
Exons: 2
Coding region: 2894-3928 (344 amino acids)
Source: RefSeq, a predicted model, not a curated record
GUAUAAUUGAAUGAUAAGGGUGCAAAAGAGGCAUGGUUGCUGAGUUCCAAACAUUUUGGUUCUCUCAUUUCGUUGCAGCUGAUUUUCUUUUAAAAUGAAGUUGAUGAUUUAUCAGUAGCAUUUACUUUAGUCUUAGGUAGGUGAAUUUCUAAUGCUUGUAGAUCUCUCCUGCUUUGCAGCAUAUUGGCAAUUAUUUAUAUUUCUAAAUGGAACCAGUUAUUGAAAGUCUUUAUCUUCUUCCAAUACGAGCUCCUUGUAGAACAUCUACACAGUUCUUAAUUAAGGCAUAUGGUGGAGCAAUUAUUAGGGCAUAUCAGUCUGUAGGAUUGUUAAGUUGUUAUGUUGAAUUAUUAGAUGCGAUUUUGUGCACCUUUGCUUUUCUUUGAAAAUGAUAAUUGAGUAUUUAUAUUAAAAAGCACCUUAGGCUUUAGGAAAAUUGAAAUUAUAAGUUCUAAUUAAUAAAGGAUAGAAUUUUCCUCCAAAUUGGGUUGGAGGAAACUUCCUUUCUUUUUUUAUUGGCACCGGGUGUCCAGGAACAAUGUCCCGACUAAUCCCAAGGGUGCACAAGCUCUUGACAAGGAGUUUUCCGCAAGUGUAUCUCGGGUAAUUCAAUGAUAAAAUCCCCUAGUGCGACGGCCCUUAUAGAUUGUUUGCACCCAAGGGGAUUUGAACCUUAGACCUAGGGGGAGCAUACCCUCAAGCCCAAGGCUUUUACCACUUGAGUGAACCCCUAGGGGUUUGGAGGAAACUUCCUCCAACCCAUCUAUGAAAAUGACGUGUCAAUUAAGAAUGCAAGAAGCACAUGUUUUUUAAUGAAGGGUCUUAAAAAGGCAUGUGCUUCUCACAUGCUCAAAAGACAUCAAUUUUUAAAUGGGUUGGAGGUAAACUUUGUCCAUUAAUAAAUAUGCUGUCUCAGAAAAAAGAAGUAAUUUUUUUUUAUCAUUGGGUGUAUUCGACCUUUCCUAUUUCUCUUCUAAUAGUGAUUGAGAAGAACCAGAGACUUACCAUGCUCUAACAAUUAGAAAAGCUUAGCUACUAUGCUGGAGGUUUAGGCUUUCUUUUAUGUAGGAAAUCUAUAAUUUGGAGAUUCUAGCUUUGAUAUUGUUUCUGUGGUUAAAAAACUAGCCUACUGAGGUCCUUGUGUGGGUACACCUAUAAUUUUGGCAAAAUUAACCUAUUAUGCUGCAGUUGUUUCAAUGUAAAAUGGGGAAUACUAGAAAAUAUUUACAUCUGAAAAUGUUCUGUGAGAAAACUAUUAAUUUCCUAUGUUUGGCUGACACACUGAAAAUGAUUCUGAAAGCAAUUUGUGGUGUGCGACUAACAACCAAAACAUGUUCUUGAAAAUGAUGUGUUUUUUUUCUCGCAUCGAAAAACCACGAAUAGUUUAUGUAACUUCAUAUAAGAAAAUUUAUUAAUAGAAAUAUACUAUUGAAUACGUGGAAAAUCAGUAGAAUUUUUAUCUCUUAUUUUUUUUUGAAAAAAUAUCUUAAAAUAGUUGAAGCUUGGCAGACCACAUCUUCUAGAUAGACUUCAUAUAGAUUGGAUUUAUUUAUUUCUUUCUUUUGAAAGCCUAGUGGCUAAUCUUUUUCUUCAUGCCCGUUCAUGCUUUGUUGACCUUGUAUAUAUAUAUAAAUAUACAUAUAUAUAUAUAUAUAUAAAUAUACAUAUAUAUCGAUGAAUCAAAAUUCAUAGGGUCUUAUUUCUGUUUAUCGCUCCUAGCAGAUACUUGCUAUUAGUGAAACAAUUAGUAUUGUCAGUUACUUCUUUUCAUUAUUUUACAAUUUUAACUAUGUGUAGCACUGUGAGUCUUUGCACUUCUUGGAGUCUCUAGCGUAAAGGAAUCAGGUGGAAGAAGACGAAUACCUUUUGGAUUUUUCCAGCCAAAACCUUGCUCCUGGAUUGCCUUCACAGAAGAGUUUAGAGUCUAGAGUACUUUGUGAAGAAAAACUGGUAGUGUGGAGUCCCAUACACAUACGCAUAGAAAAACACUGGGAAAAUAACUUACUCUCCUAAAAGAGGGUAAGUUAAUUUAUGCCUGAACCCACUUAUUUCAAUUGACCAACUUUUAGCUUUUCUUUUGACCAAUGUUUCCAGCCCCCUCAAGCACAACUCUAGAAAAUAUUUUCAUCCAACACAUCCUAAAUUGGUAUGACUUGUCCUUUUGGAUGUCUCAAAGUUUCCAGAAUGAGCUACAUUUAAUUCUGGCUAACAAGUGUCAGCGAAUGCCGUUGGUGGAUUGAAACUUGGGUUGUGAUUAAGAUGAUGGAAAUCACUUCUAGUUUUUUGGUAUGGUUUGUUCACUCCUUAUUUUCCUUUUUUCUUUUUUAUUUUUUUUUCCUUUUUUGUGAGUAAUUCCUUGUCCUUGUUUCUAUGCUAUAAGUCUAAGCCUUGACCCUAUUAUUGCUUAAAAUUCCAGUGUAUGCAGUUGUUCAAGAUGCGAUUACUUGUGCUCUACUUUCCAGAAAUUAGUUACGGAUGCACAUCUGGAAAUGUGAUUCCCUUCGAUUUUGGACUAUUAAUGCUGAUUAUUUGUGGCAUGUGCCAUUCUUCUUAUGGCUGGUAACACAUGCACGGAUAAAAUGUUUGUGUCCGACUGUAUAUUAUCCUUCUUGUGUUUGUUCUAUACGUAGUGUUUAUGGUGGGUAUGUCUGUGCUGAUUAUUGCUAUUAUUAUUUAUAUAUUAUUAUUUUUUUUAAUCACGUUUUGUAGUUUUUUUUAGAAACAUUUGCUAUGCAGGGUCGAUCAUGCAUUUUAAACCUACAGCCACUUAAUUCAUGGACUCUGUUAAAGCCCGUGGGCAGGUUUACUAUAUAUUAGCUGCCAUCCAGUACACGAACAUGGGUUGGGGAGGGUUAGGGAGGAGUGAGGGUAUAUGGCAAGGUUUAUUUUGUAAAUGGGGAAAGUUAGCAAGGUACGACGAAAGACUUACUCCUGCCAUCACCAGGCUACCCUGCAUCCAUUCCCAUCUUGCUCUCGGAACCAUUUUACAGAUGUUAUCCUUAAGAAGAGCCGUUCAAAGGCAUCAGAGAAGAAAGAUUGGAAACAUGCAACCUGCUCAGUUUGUUUGGAGUACCCUCACAAUGCUGUCCUCCUACUCUGUUCCUCUUAUGACAAGGGUUGCCGCCCUUAUAUGUGUUCUACUAGCCAUCGCUAUUCCAACUGUCUUGAGCAAUACAAGAAAGCCUACACAAAGAUAACUCCAGUUCAAAGUUCUCAACAUUCAAGUGGGAUGAUGGAAAGCUCAAGUUCUGGUCUGGGCCAUUGCAACAAAAAGAUCGAAGUGUCAGAGCUUUUGUGCCCUUUAUGUCGUGGGCAAGUGAAGGGUUGGACUGUGGUUGAGCCAGCAAGAAAGUAUCUGAAUGCAAAGAAGAGAGCCUGCAUGCAGAAUGAUUGUUCAUUUGUUGGAAGUUAUAAGGAACUCAGAAAACAUGUUAGGGCAAAGCACCCAUUAGCAUGCCCAAGGGCAGUGGAUCCUCUUCUUGAAGAAAAAUGGAAGAGACUUGAGUGUGAGAGGGAGCAAAACGAUGUGAUCAGCACAAUUAUUUCAUCAACACCUGGGGCUAUGGUGCUGGGGGAUUAUGUGAUAGAGCCCAACUACGGUGGCAGUUAUAGUGAUUAUGAUUCUGAUUUGGAUGACUAUUCGGAUGACUAUUCAGAUGACUCUUUUUUCCCCCUUGCGUCAUUAAAUCAUGGACAGAAUCGUGGCAUUUCUUCGCAGAGUAGAUAUAACAGGGACCGUGAGUUUGUCAACUAUUUUGGGAGACGUCGUGCUACUGCUUUUCGUUCUGAUGCUUCAUAUGGACGAAGUUCAAUGCAACAACCAUAUGUUGACUUUUUAGGGAGGCCCCGUGCUGCUGCUUUUCGUUCUGAUCCUUCGUAUGGACGUAGUUUCCUGGUUGCACGGUCAAGGAGGCAAUGGAGGCAUUGAAGAGCAAACUGUCUGUUACAAUACAGAGAAGUGGUGGUGAGAACUGGAUUCAACUCUUCAAUAGUUUGGUUUGUAUAUUCAUAAGCAAUUGGUGCUACAUGGUGCCUGUGUAUUGGUGUGCUAGAGCACUGUCCUCAUAUCAUCUAUGAGAGUGGCAGUUUAUGCAACUAUUUGGUUUAGUAGGUGACGGGUAGCUAGUUUCAGCACACUGCAGGGGUUAGGUUAGGAAACAAUUGUAGGAGGCGCCAUUGCCUCUUGAUUUUUAGUUGUCUAGAAAAGAAGCAAAACAUUUUAGCUAAGUCCCUUGUAGUUGUGCGAAUUUGCCAUCAUUAUUUAGCAAUGCAUAUUGGCCAUUUGAGUACAGGGUGAUAAUGGCUAAAAGAAAAGACUUCUAUCAGAUGUUUUUUAGCUUUAAAUUUGUUCUGUCAUUGUGUCCAUGAUGCUCCACGUGGUAAGCAUUCCCAACAGCUUGACUCCGUGUAAAAAACUUGUUUAUUUCCCCUUUCCUAUAGAUUAUUAUUCUUAUGUGGA